AUGGACAUUGUGGUGCAGCCGUCAGUAUCUUGGGUGGACCUCAACGAGGAAAUCAAGGACAGCGGAUUGUUCUUCCCCGUAGAUCCUGGCCCUCCGGCAAAAAUUGGGGGAAUGAUUGCCACAAACUGCAGGAAAUCGUCAGCGGGCUAUAACUUGAACGGUCUUUUUACUGGCGCAGAGGGGACUCUGGGAUUUGUCACCGAGGCCACGCUGAAACUGGCACAUAUACCUGAAGAAUACGGAGUCGCAGUGACUACAUUCCCGUCAAUGAGGUCUGCCGCCAAUGCAGCUACGGAAGUGAUCCGCUACGGAAUCCCGGUGGCAGCAGUGGAACUCCUCGACGACGUCCAAAUGGACGUUGUCAACCGGAUUGGAGGCACGGGACAGGAGUGGAGAGCGUUACCAACGCUAUUUUUCAAAUUUAGCGGGACCCGUGCCGGCGUUCAGGACAACAUUGACGGGGUGCGGCGCAUAGUGCGGGAGAAUGGAGGCAGCGAUUUCCGGGUGGAACGAGAUCCGACGAAGCAAGCGGCCCUCUGGUCGGCCCGUAAACAGGCGCUCUGGAGCAUGAUGUGUUUGCGAGAAAAGGGCUCGGAAGUAUGGUCUACCGACGUAGCUGUUCCGCUGUCCAAGGUUCCAGAUCUUGUCGAGAUCUCCAAGAAAGACCUGGACGACCUCGGUCUGUUCGGCAGCAUGCUGGGCCACAUUGGGGAUGGGAACUUCCACGAGACCAUUCUAUUCGACGGAGAUGAAGAACGCGAGAAAGUGGCCAAAUGUGUCCAUGACAUGGUCCACCGAGCUAUCGAAAUGGACGGUACUUGCACAGGCGAGCAUGGGAUUGGGCUGGGGAAGAAGGAAUUCUUGGAGGAGGAAGUCGGCGAAACAUCCCUGACCGUCAUGAAGACCAUCAAAGCUGCGCUGGAUCCGCACUGGCUGAUGAAUCCGGGGAAGGUCUUUGAUCCUUGA
Messenger RNA from Aspergillus terreus NIH2624, 966 nucleotides. RefSeq lists its product as uncharacterized. The record is from RefSeq and is a predicted model, not a curated record. Gene Ontology annotation, molecular function: D-lactate dehydrogenase (NAD+) activity; D-lactate dehydrogenase (cytochrome) activity; flavin adenine dinucleotide binding. Gene Ontology annotation, cellular component: mitochondrion. Bases 1 to 966 code for a protein of 321 amino acids. NCBI's taxonomy places the organism in Eukaryota, Fungi, Ascomycota, Eurotiomycetes, Eurotiales, Aspergillaceae. The transcript is spliced from 5 exons. Gene Ontology annotation, biological process: lactate catabolic process.